Anopheles gambiae (African malaria mosquito) is the source of this 3328-nucleotide messenger RNA. Its product is annotated as stabilizer of axonemal microtubules 1. NCBI's taxonomy places the organism in Eukaryota, Metazoa, Arthropoda, Insecta, Diptera, Culicidae. Gene Ontology annotation, biological process: microtubule anchoring. Gene Ontology annotation, molecular function: microtubule binding. The record is from RefSeq and is a predicted model, not a curated record. Gene Ontology annotation, cellular component: axonemal microtubule; centriole; ciliary basal body. The coding region runs from base 1387 to 3123 and encodes 578 amino acids. The transcript is spliced from 7 exons.
UGGCUGAAGCGUGAACGAAGCGUGACACGUGCCUAAGUGGUUCAGACAUCCCAUAAGACACAGCCAACGGUGAUUAGCUUUGCACGCACAGAUUGGUGCUUCACAGUGCGAAUUGAGGGACAGUCGACAAUACGAUUCGAUUCAGAAUGGGUAGAUGGGCAAGGGCAAGUUUAUUUCGAAACUAAAAUUGUGUGUUAUAAAAAUGUGAAACAUUCGCGAUCAGCCGACACGAUAAGGAUGGAAUUCGCACCACUUCCGCUUCAAUGAGUGUGCUUUCCCAAAACAAAAAUCCGCACUAAUGGACACUCUAGCAAAACCUGAGUGGUCUGUAGGUUUUACGCAUGAUUUACUCUUCUUCCGCUAAAUGUACACCCCUUUACACUCUUUAACUUGAGAGCAAAUGUUCCCAAAAGUGUCGUUAAAGCCUGAUUCGCUUCAUUUGUAAGGUGUGGAAUUAAUGUUUGUUGUGCAACAGAAGGCUCGCAGUGGUGUGGUGUCUUGUGCUGUUAACCUUUUGUGGGGGCAUUAUUUAAUCAUGGACGCUGGGCUUCGAUGUCCAAGGCCAAAAGCGGUGGGGAGGAGGGAGGAGUAAAACUAAAAUAGAAACACGCUUCCUGCUUGUCCCUAACGUUGUUCCUGUUCGCGCGGCUGUCGUCGGCCUUCGGUAGUCGCCCAUUAUUGGUAAAAAAGCUGCAUUUCCCUUUUGCAGAAUAAGAAAAAAACGAAUCAAUUCACAGCGAACGGUAAGCGAGCCAGUUUCCAGGAUCAUUAAGUACGCCCAGUGGACAAUCGCAAGUGGGGCAUGCAUAAUUAGGAUGAUACCAAAUUUCAUGCUCGCAAACAGACAGGCAACGAUGUAAGAAAAGGAACCAAAAAUAAAUAGAAGAACAUUACACGCAAAAAGAAACUCAAUUUAAACGAGAACAACACACACACCAAUGGCAGUUCAGUAGAGUGUUCUGCCAGUCGGUUGUUUCUGUCGUCCCACGUGCACCGCCGUUCGUUACUGUUUGACCUGGAAAUGAACACUCAUCCACCCACCUCCCCCCCAGCGAGCAGAAAGCGGGUCAUGUGCCAGUGGAAAGCAACAUUCUGGCUAUCCAAAAAACCAAAACCAACUACCAGUAGGCCAUACCCAGUCCCUUUUCUUUGCGCCCGCCCACCGUGCCACGGGGGGUCGCGAUGGAAAUGCAGCGCGCGUAAAAGCAAUAAAAAAAUCCUAGCAGGCUGCGACGCUUCUGCUUGCACAGCAAAGUGGGCUCAUUUUUUGCAACCAUCCCAUCCCGAACGGAUCGUGCCCCCUCGCGUGUCCGUCCGAACGCCUGAAGCUGCCCAAAUUUAGGUUCGAAAUUUUCAAGCCAUUCAAAACCGGAAGUUCAAGUCCCGAUGGCCGAAACGGAAGGAGUGUGCUUAGUCGCGGAGCAGGAUCCAUGUGCAGCGGGUUGCACUGUCUACUGCGAUGAGGCUGCCGUACCAUUAGCAGCGCCCCAAAUUCCCUGCUGCGCCCCAACCGGUGGAGAAAUUCUCGACACAGCGUGCCUCGAUCCGUCCUACCCGUGUUGUGUCGAGCCCUGUGCGCAGUCCGCCAUCGUCGUCGACGAUUGUUCCGUUCCCGCGGCUGACUGCUGCCCGGCCGAGAUGCCACAGUGCUGCAACUGUGCCUGCGGUAGGCCGGGAUGUGUGCCCAUGAAGCGUGUGCGCUACGUCCAGCCGCCGAAACGGGAGUCCUGCAAGCCGAUCGUAACGUACAAAGCGCCCGAGGUGGAGUUCGGUGGCGAUUCGACCUACAAAACGUCCUUCAGUGCCGAUCCCCAGCUGGUCGUCAAUGCUCGCCCGCUACCGAUCAAGCCCCAGGGCCAUCUGGUGCCACAUUCGGGCAGUUUGGAGAAAACCACCGUCACAGCGCUCUCCUACCCUGGUUACAACAAUGUAGAUCGAGCGCAACCAAUAGUUCCUACCGGCAAUCAGCUGAUACAGCCGGGACCGCUGCAGGAGGUGACGACCAGCCGGCAUGAUUACGUGGCCAAAACGACACCAAAGCGGUACAAAAUCGUCCCGCCGGGGCACAUGCACGUGCACAGCGCACCGUUCGAAAAGCAGACGAUGAACAAGCUGUCCUACAGCUGCCCGAACAUGGCCAGCUUCGAGCCGGCCCGCUCCUGCAAACCGUUGCGCGAGUACGAGCGUCCCGAGAUCCCAAUGCAGUCCGAAACGACCACAAAGCUCAGCUACGGUCCGAUCUGCCCACCGCCCAAAGAGGACGUGCCGUGGGCGCGGCGCGCCUGCUACCAGCCGCCCGACGUGCCGAUGGACAACGAGACGACGUACAAGAAGAGCUUCAUGCCGGGCUGCGCGAACGAGCGGGCCAAGAUGGUGCUGCCGUACAACAACCUUUCCGUACCUGCCGGUUCGGGUUUCGAAUCGAAGACAGUCUACAAGGAGAGCUACCACAGUGCCACGUGCGGCGAGCGGCCGCCCGCGAUACGCCCCGUCGCCAAUCUGCGCGUGGCCGAGCAGCGGCUGGACGACGACACCGUGUACAAGACAUCCUUUGCCACCCACUGCCAUGCGGAACGGCCGGCAGCGAUCCGUCCCCGUCCCGCACCGCUGAUCGGCGACGGGCCCAUGCAGGAGGUGACCACGCAGCGGCACGACUUUGUCUGCAAGGGGCAAGCGAAGCGGGACCCGAUCGUGCCGCAAGGAUCGCUCAAGAUGCCAACGGGACGGGUGGAGAGUGCCACCGUCAACCGAUUAUCCUACCCGGCCAACAAGGAAAACAUUGUGCCGACGAAAUCGUGCAAACCCAUCCUGGUCUACAAGCGUCCGGAGGAACCGAUGGAGAGUGAUACGACACAGAAGCUAAGCUACAUGCCCGUGUGUCUGCCGCAGAAAGAGCACUACCCGUGGGCGCAGCGAGCCCGCUACCAGCCACCGAACCUGCCGAUGGACUCGGACACGGUGCAGAAGCUGAGCUACGCACCACCCGGGCAGUACAUCGAGGAGCCGUGCGCUAGUGGGGCGGUCUGCUGCCAAUCGUGCAGUCCGGCCGCGGUCAACUGCUGCGCAAACGUGGACACGGCGUGCAGCGGUGUCAGUUACCCGCGCGCAGCUAUUGUGAAGUAGCUUCAGCUGCACACGGUGUGAUCGAAUCGGAUCGGUGCCUUGCGUCGUGCUUUGCGUCGGAGAGCUUGCAAGUCAAAUCCUAACGGUUUUAUAUUUGUGUUUACCUUCGUGCUGAUAAGUUGAAAAAAGAAAAUCCUGUAGAGUAUUGCCCCAUUUACUCCCUUUCCUUUUUAUGGCUGACGAAACAUAAAAAAUAUAUAUCAUA